Nicotiana tabacum (common tobacco) is the source of this 732-nucleotide messenger RNA. The record is from RefSeq and is a predicted model, not a curated record. NCBI's taxonomy places the organism in Eukaryota, Viridiplantae, Streptophyta, Magnoliopsida, Solanales, Solanaceae.
AUGGCUAAUAUUCAAAAUUUCAACUUCCCCUAUUUCCCCCCAUUCCCACCUCAUAACUAUCCAUUUCCUCCAGUAACACCUCACCUUCCUCCACCAAGUGUGUCACCACCACACCAACCUAAUACACCUCCUUCACCUCCAAAAGUGGCACCACCACAUCCACCAAUUACGCCAUCGCCACCAAAAGUGGCACCACAUCCACCAGUUACACCGUCACCACCACAUCAUUAUCCUAGUCCACCACCUCCAGCAGCAAAGCCACCAAGUCAUUCAAUACCACCUCCAGCACCAAUUAAGCCACCACCCCAUCCCUUCCAUCCUCCACCUCCACCACAUGUUGUUCCAACUCCACCCCCACCUCCACCCGGACAUCAUUCUCAUACCAUCAUCAUUAUAUUCGUCUCGCUUGGUGGUCUAUUCUUUCUGGCAUUUCUCUCAGUUGCUCUAUGCUGCUUCCUUAAGAAGAGAAAGAAGAAAACCACUCAGGAAAUUGAUAUCAUGAAAGUGGAUGAACACAUGAAGGUCCACGAAGACAUCGUAACUCGUCCAGAUGGAACAAAGGCUGUCAUUCUGACAAUUGAUGAAGAUAUACAUAUUGAUGAAGAGAUCAUGAAAAAGGAAAAGGUGGAGAAGGGUUCACUAGGCCAAUUGGGAGGCGAAAAUCUUGAGGCAACAAGCACAAUGGCGUCAUCAUCUCGUAUCGAUCAUCACCACCAUGACCAUAAAGGCUGA